Drosophila rhopaloa is the source of this 2189-nucleotide messenger RNA. RefSeq names its product polycystin-2. Gene Ontology annotation, molecular function: calcium channel activity; calcium ion binding. The coding region runs from base 3 to 2189 and encodes 728 amino acids. Gene Ontology annotation, cellular component: membrane. The transcript has a single exon. Lineage: Eukaryota; Metazoa; Arthropoda; Insecta; Diptera; Drosophilidae. Gene Ontology annotation, biological process: detection of mechanical stimulus. The record is from RefSeq and is a predicted model, not a curated record.
CAAUGGCGAAGAAGAGCAGUAACAUGAUAAUCUAUAUGACAUUGGUUAUAAUAACCGUAUGUGCAGUUUUCAUCUGGAAAUUCUCGGGCUUCAAUCAUGAGGAUGGCAAGUUCAAUAAGAUCCUGGUGUCGUUUUUGGCGGUCACUCUACUUCGGAUAAUUAUUUGUACGCCCAUCAAUUUCACAAUAAUAUCCCUCGAUGCCGCCUGGUGGCCACCUCAUCUAUUCUCCGGACCCCCCGAUGAAAAGCCAAAGGUUGAGUCCUUAAUGGAGAAAUUAAGACUAAGACUUCGGACAUUGCGCAGUGAGCUGAUCAUCACGGAAAGCCAUCGAAAUGAGGAGGUUAAUCUGAAGUAUCGCGGCAUAACCGAAGAACUUUUUCUAACGGCCAAGCUAUUUCUGGUAUUUCUCGGCAUGGUUUUGGUCUCGUUUGAUCAUUUUCUCUACUAUAACACGGAAGGCAUGCAAUACCUCUUCGAGUAUGACCAUAAAUAUACGCGCGGACUAUCAAGUUUGUCUCGGCUGCCGGAUGUUUAUAACUUCAUGGAAUAUACCCUGAUCCAUGCUUUUACGGAUGGCAGCAAUACGAGUGGAGGUGCUCCUUGGGUAAAUGGGGAAUCCACGAGAUUGUUGGGCGUGGUGCGAUUGAGGCAGCUGAGGACGGAUGAUAACCACGUGGGCUUGCGACAGCCUGUUUUCACGGAAAGGGAUUACAUGGAGGGCUGGAAAUUGCCAUAUCAACGAAAACCGUAUACGAAUAAAUUCUGGACCAUUUAUCGGCCCUGGGUGUCGCGUGUUACCAGUUUCCGGUACAAUCUGAUCCUGGGCAUCACUCAUUACGGUGAAUUUCUCUCUUAUCCGGAAUCAAAGGGCUACACAAUCCUGCUCUCGGACACGCGCCUUAAAAGUCUGAUGAUUCUUGAUUACUUAUUCGAUAAUCAGUGGCUGGAUUCGAAUACGAGUGCUCUAUUCAUGGACUUCACUUUGUACAAUGCGGACGCGAAUGUCUUUAGCGUGUGCACACUGUGGGUGGAGCAUUUUCCCUUCGGUGGUAUUUGCACGCACAUUCAAGUCGAAAGCAACGUUUUCGUGGAUCAAAUACAAGAUUUUCCGCUGAGCGGCAUGCUGAUGUUAUUCAUAUUUGUCAUCAUCUGGCUGCAGUUUGCCAAGACGUUUUUCGUCAAGAUCUGGUACGACCCGCGUUUGCUGAAGACCCUGUGGAUCCAGUUGGACGCCAUGAUCGUGAUCCUCAGUUUGAUGACUGCACUGAUCUUGGGGAUCCGGGACAACCGGGUCCAAUCGAUGAUACAGAACGUGGAAAUCGCUGUGAUGACGCAGUUUAUCGAUUUUCGCGAACCAUCACAACUCACCUACUUUGCCAGUGUUCUCAAGGGUUUCGCCGUGGCUCUGGUCACCAUGCGGCUGUGGAAGGUGAUGCAGUUUUCCGGAACUUUUCAGCUCUUCACCAAAACAUUUUCGAUGGCAUGGAAGGCGCUCCUUUGCACUCUCGUUUGCACGAUCGUAUUUAUUGUGGCCAUUGGCGUUGCAGCUGUCACAAUUAAUGGCAAUCACUCAAUUCAAUUCAGUGAUAUGUCCUCGGGCAUUGUGGCACUCACUUGUUUUGCCUUUGGCUAUAACGAUCACGUGGAUCCGGAAGAUUUAUUUAAUGGCGGCAUGUGGCUGGGCCUUGUAUUGUAUGCCAUGUUGGGCUUUGUGGUCAAGUUUCUGCUAAUCAAUUUGAUAGUAUCCCUGUUGAAGAUUCAAUUGACGACUGCCAAAGAAAGAAGGGAUCACAAAGAAAAGCACCGCAUAUCGUUCUUCCAAUUUCUACGCGUGGAGUAUGCCGACUUUAUUAAUUUUAUACUUAAAGUGACUGGCCUCAAAAAGAGGUAUUAUCGGAAAAAUCGCACAGUGGCUGAGAAUAUUAAACAAAAACUGGAUCAUGACGAACGGAUGGGAAAAAUGGAGAAGCAGAGGAAAGAGGAACUAAGAUCGAUGCAUAAUAACCCUAAUAAUGCGGAUAUUCUUCAAUUGAGAUACAGAGAGCGUAUCGAGCGGACCUUCACUUUGGCCGCAAUUCUCCAAACGCAAAUGGAACUGAUUGAGCGGCUUAUGUUCGGGGAUGAAGAGGGAAAUCUGCCGGACGAAAAACAAGAUGAGGAGCCUGGUCCGUCGAGUCAAAAUCCAUAA